AUGAAAAUUCCAUCUGAAAUUCCUCAGCUAUAGGAUACUGUAGAUGGUAAUUCUUAAGGAAACUCCCAUUCUUUAGGUGAUCAUGAUUCAGCUUCUUUAAAAGAUGAAUUAAAUAAAAGUUUAGAUGUGGAUCGCAAAAAGAGGUAGUAACUAAUAUUAAAGAAUCCUGAAUUUUAAAUUAAAUAGGAAAUAGAAGAUGAAAAACAAAAUAUUAAAGUUGAAACAUUAAUUAGAAGAGAAUUGGCCAAUUCUAUCAAUAUAAAAGAUCUUUGUAAUUUAACAAUAUAAUAUUAGUAAAAUUGAAGAUUUCUUCAAAGGAUCUAAAAAAUCCAAUACAUAGCCUAUUUCGUUGGAUUCUUUUAAUUUUUUAUAAGGAAAAUCCUGAUUUGUAUAAUUGGUUGGAAUUCAAAGUAGAAAUUGAUUAUAUAUAUAAGGAAUAAAUACUUGAGAAGAAUAAUGGUGAGGAUUUAGUAAAUCGUUUUGGAUAUCAAAAUGUAAUGUAUAUAACUAGGUUGGAAGGUGAGAAGACUAAGUUCUUAUUAAAUUUGAAAUAAAAAAUAUUAGAAGAAAAUGGUUAACCUGAAGUAGCAAAGAAUGUAUUAAUUAAAAUAUUUGAUAUGGUUGAGAUAGUAUAUAAAAUUUAUGAACAUGCAAAAGGUAUUAAUCAUCUUGUUGAUGAAUUAAUAAAAGUAAAUUAUAAUAUUGAUAAUAAAAAUAGCAAGAAGAUAAUAUCAACUAAUAUAAGGUAGAAAUCUAGAAAAUAAAUCAUCAUAUUUAAGAAACCAAAAUAAGUCUUAAAAGUUUAGAAAAUAAAUCUUAAAAUGAUGAGAACUUAUCGUAGAAUGAUGAAAUUGUAAAAGAAUGA
Messenger RNA from Paramecium pentaurelia, 865 nucleotides. The record is from the annotation of a GenBank genome assembly. Lineage: Eukaryota; Ciliophora; Oligohymenophorea; Peniculida; Parameciidae.